GCCAGGCCAUAACCCCCCAUUUGGGCUUGGGCUGGACCCGGCGCCCACCCUGCGGCGGGCUGAGCUUCUUGGGAUGUCGCGAAGAUUUGGAUUAUUCCAGACAUGGUUGCUGUGGUGUUGCUCUGGGAGAACACCUUGAUGGAUGAUUAGCACCAUUCAGUGAUGGGCUGUGGGACUAGCAAAGUACUUCCCGAGCCUCCCAAGGAUGUUCAGUUGGAUCUCGUUAAAAAAGUUGAGCCGUACACUGGUUAUAAAACUGACAUAUAUAAGCACUUCAUCAAGGGCGAUGGAGAUGCCAUCAAAUCUGCUAUCCCUUCUCCUCCCUGUCACACCAACCCACAUGUGGAACAGCCAGAGCCCCGCAAGAACAGAGUGGCAAAGUAUCGUGCCAAAUUUGAUCCCAGAGUGACAGCCAAGUAUGAUAUCAAAGCCCUGAUUGGCCGAGGCAGCUUUAGCCGCGUGGUACGGGUGGAGCACAAGGCUACCAAGCAGCCGUAUGCAAUCAAAUUGAUAGAGACCAAGUACCGCGAGGGGCGAGAAGUGUGCGAGUCAGAGCUGUGCGUGCUGCGUCGUGUGCGGCACACCAACAUUAUCCAGCUCAUUGAAGUGUUUGAGACUCAGGAGCGCGUCUACAUGGUGAUGGAAUUGGCCACUGGAGGCGAAUUGUUUGACCGUAUCAUUGCUAAAGGCUCAUUUACGGAAAGAGAUGCCACCCGGGUGCUGCAGAUGGUUUUGGAUGGGGUUAAGUACUUACAUACAUUGGGCAUAACUCACAGGGACUUAAAGCCAGAGAACUUGCUAUAUUAUCAUCCAGGCAUGGAUUCUAAAAUAAUGAUCACGGACUUUGGACUGGCAAGUGCUCGAAAGAAAGGAGAUGACUGCUUAAUGAAGACCACUUGUGGGACGCCAGAGUACAUUGCCCCGGAGAUCUUGGUCAGGAAGCCUUACACUAACUCUGUAGACAUGUGGGCGCUGGGUGUGAUCUCAUACAUCCUACUGAGUGGGACAAUGCCUUUUGAGGAUGACAAUCGCACUCGCUUGUACCGGCAAAUUCUGAAAGGAAAGUACAGUUACUCAGGGGAGCCAUGGCCCAGCGUGUCCAAUCUCGCUAAGGAUUUCAUUGACCGCCUGCUCACAGUGGAUCCUAAUGACCGGAUGACAGCACUUCAAGCCUUAAAGCACCCCUGGGUGGUCAGCAUGGCUGCAUCUUCUUCCAUGAAGAACUUGCACCGCUCUAUCUCUCAGAACCUGCUCAAGAGGGCAUCAUCUCGUUGCCAAAGCACCAAAUCCGCCCAGUCUACCCGCUCUAGCCGCUCCACCAAAUCCAACAAGUCCCGGCGGGUGCGGGAACGGGAGUUGCGAGAGCUGAACUUGCGUUACCAGCAGCAGUGCAAUGGCUGACUACUCAGCAGGAGGCGGCUCGGCCCAGCCUUUCUUUCAUCAUUGGGACAAAUUCUGCACCAUGUCUGCUAAGCAAGAGGGGGCCAGGCUCCAGCUGCCGUCUUUUCUCAAAGACCAACCUCCAUGUCAAGCUUCCGAUCUUGAAGGAGAUGGAGCUUUUGGGACACCUCACCUGGGUAGGGUCCGCUACAGUAUCUGUCCUAAGAUGGGGAAUUGGAAACGUCUCUUUCAUUGCCUGAAAUACUGGAGCCACACAAAGAGAAGAGUCCUUUCCCAACCUGGAAUCCUUGCUAUACUUAUCUAUUUAUUGACUUCCAGUUGAUAAAAGACAGUCCUUGUUGCUACAGGGUCUGGUGGAUGGGUGAUCUGGAAUGCAAUCGUAUACCCGCUUUCCUGGGAGAAAGCCCCACUGAACUCAGUGGGGCUUACUUCUGAGUAGACAUGUAUAGUAUUGCACUGCUAAGAUCAAAGAACACCUGGAUGUGCCCAAGGCACUUCCAUGGGAGCAGAAAGGGAUGGCUAAUUCUCUCUUCCAGCUGCAGCCUCUUGCACCAUAUCAAACAUUACUCCAGAGUGUCUGGUAUCAUCUGAAGAGUGUGUGUGUGUGUGUGUGUGUGUGUGUGUGUGUAGGGGGACGGGACACCAGGGGCUGGAAUGGGGGAGUCUGAAAGCCCCUGGCCUCUGUUACUCAAAGUCUGAGCUUCAGUUUUUACUUGGUUUUGCACUAAACAGCUUCCUUCCAUGCAUAUUGCUGAAAAAUGGGGACCAAAGACUGCUUUGGGUCUGGCGCAGGAAGUCCGUAAUGAUCAAUUGUGGGGCUCUUUCCCCCUCUCUUCCUAUUGCUCUCUCUUGUGCCUCUUAAGCCAGAGAAAUGGAUGUGCCUUAACUACAUAGUCUAGUUGGGAAUGGCUGGGUUGGGCUUUGUCCCUCCUUCUUUCCUCCCCUGUAUUUUGGAGUAUUGUCUUGGUCUCCUUAUAUAUUUCCAUUUAAUGCUGGGAUGAUGAAUUCUCGCCAACCCAGUCAUCGUCCUGCGUGUGACUCAGUGCUGCAACGUUGAAAACGACCGAGGAAACCUCGGGCAGCUUUCUUCCCUCUUCCAGCAUCCUGCGCGUGUACCAGAGGGCCUCCCACCACGGUGAUGGCAUCAGAGGUAUAGGUCCCCCGUUAAAGGUUUGGGUUGAAAGCUUGAGUGGGUUCGAGCAAUGGCUGUGCCCGCCUCUGCAGAUGGCACAGUGGGGUGUAGACAGUGCAGCUUAGAAUCAUAAAAUCACCAUAGCUUAAUGGGACCCAAAGAUAAUCUACACUCCACGCCCGCACGCCCCCUUUCAUGGAUUAACCCACUUUUUUCCUGGUUUUAGUGUGUUGCAAGCAAAGACGCAGAGAGCAAACAAGGUUGCUCACGCCAGAAUCAAGUAACAUGAAGCAAUCUGGAUGGUUAUAGUGAAGAUACUUGCUGCAUAUUACAGCAGCAAAUCUCCAAAGUCACCAGCCAAUCUGAACAGGGGGAGGAGGGUUUUUUUUAUGUCCCCGGCUAGGUCAGGUUUAAAUAUGUAGCAAAAUGAGGCACCCCCAUCUUAAAAGGGUCGAAUUGACUGUCAGACAGCAAGUGGGGGGAUUGUGUUUUGAAUGCUCCCCUGUGGAAAAAUACCUCCAUGCAAAUGGAAAACUAGCAAGCUAGGAGAAAAUCAGAAGUGCUAGUUUUUAAAGAAAAAAUGCAGGGUGCGUUUUCACAGAUGGGAGUGGAUUAAAAAAAAAAAAGAUGCUUCACGGCAUUCUAUUCCCACAUUCUACUGCAUGUGUAGACCAGGCUGUAGCCCCCCCAGUGUGAAGCAAAGCUCACUCAAUAGGCUUCCCAAAGGCUCUGGGAGAUGUUUAUUCCAGAUGAAGUGACAAGUGCAGAUGCUUUAGCCUUGCAUUUGCUCUUGUACAGUCCAAGGUAAGAAUAGGGCAGCCAGCAAGUGGAGUUUGGGACCUUCAAUUGUUCUUUCUCUGCCCUGUUGCUAAUUGGCAUUGGGCCCUUCCAGCAACUGCUCUGUUCCACAGAAAUCAGCUACUUCCAUCCUCUGGGGCAACAGCCUGUUUCGGCUGGGUAACGCUCUCUGUUUGGGUUGAUGUGUCAGGAUACGUCAUCAGAAAUCAGCUUAAGGGCGUCACAUCAGCCAUGGUAGGCAGGUGGCCAUAUCAUUUUGGGCCGUUAAAUGGUGCUACGUUUUAUUAGCACUAUCAAAAGCUGUUCCUGUUCUGAUGAACAGUGACUAAGCUGGAAGUGUCAUGAGUCGGGGUGACGGAGGUGUCUGCGAGGGAUGUCAUAUAAUGGAUUACCUUUUGCACGCACAGACUGGGCAGCGGCUGCUACUCUAGCUGUGACUUCGUCUUGUUCAUUGGGAAUGGAUCUAAUUCUGCCCUCAAUUUGUUAAAUCGUGAGUCUCACAUGGUAAAGGUAAAUGGAACACAGGGCUUGUGCACUUAGGAAGGUUUAAUCUAAUUCUGCUACAGUGGGAUAGAUUCAUCUCUGUAUUCCUGCAAUAGUUCUAGAGCUGCACUGUGCAGAAACUGUUUCUCAGGCCAGGGUGACAUCUAGUGGUUCAGGAUACUCUCAUUCUUUUGUCGAUGAGCAGGCCAUUAUUGAUGCUUGGCUUCAUGCCAUACAAUACAAUGACCUGGUUUGCAUGAUCAAAACAGCCCACGGGAGUGCCAGCAUGCACUGGCCAGCUUAUUUAAGUCCAGUGGGCUGCAGAGCGUGCGGGCAGCCAUUUUGAAUAUUCAACACCUGUCUACAGCUUGUCGUGUUGCGCAAACCUAGGGACUGUGGGUUAUCCAAAGGUUAAACACCCUUCACAUAACCCAUGGUCUGUUGUUGGGUUAGGCAAGGGCUGUUUAACCCUCGCAUAACCAAUAGUCCCUGGGUUGGUACAACAUGGCGAGCUGAGGCUGUCUGUUGAAUAUGCAAAUCCUGGCUGGCCCACACUGCAGACCACCAUGGUUUAAAUAAACCAUGGUGGGCUGUUUUGAUCAUCAGAACCAGCCCAGUAAUUUCACUGUAGGUUAGUUGGCAGUUAGAUGUACCUGUUAAAUUGCAUCUCACUAAAAAUUAUUGCCUUGUACUGGGGCAACUCAGGCCUUCUCAUUGGCCUUUGUGGUGUGUGUAUUGAGUGCUUCAGAAGAUAUCCAGAUGUAGAAGAGAAGUCUCUCUCCUUUUUCUUUCUUAUUUCCUACCGUCUGUUCUGGGCAGGGCACCAGUUUGGAAGUGGAUUACUCAUUUGGGCCUAUGCUGUUGCCUGCAGAGGUCACUGUUACCUAAGCAUGCGGGGUGAAUGACUUGCUGCAUGUGACAUGACUUCCUGCAGCAUGCCAGCCAGCCCGUAAGGAGAGACAAAUUGCAAUGUUUUUUAAAAAAAGUUUCUAGGCCAAGAAAAAUAACCUCAUAGCCUCACACUUGUGUCAAUCCUGGGUUCAGCAUAGUGGUUGGCACAUCCUUCUUCUCUCCUGCUCUGGGUUCACGCCAAUAGUAGCUGGCGAGCGGACUUGUGGUGUAUAUUUACUAAAAUAAGCAUCAAGAUGGCGGUAUUUGGGUAUGGAAUCCUCUCUAGGUUUUGAGAUUGGUCUCUGCCGUGCCCCUCACCUCCCUGUUGCAAAAGUAAAUCUUGUAAAUAUAUUGGAACUUAGCAAUACUGUGUUAAAAAAAAAGAAAGACAGAAAACUCAGAUCUCGUGAUACGAAAUCUAUUUGUCCACAGGGAAAUGGGUUGAGGACAAUGCCAGCAUUAGGUUCUGUGCCAUUUUGCUAAUAUGAGGGGAUUCCAGAGACGUAACCAGGAAUGGGUGUGUGUGUGUGUCAUGUGUCUGUUCCAUGUUUUGCAUCUGGGCAUCAGCAGAUACCCAAAUCCCUUCCUGCCACUUUCCAAAGCGCCCUCCUUGGAUAGUACCUCGACGUGUCAUUUUGCUUUAACACCAGCCAGAAGGGUUAGGCAAAGCUUCCUCUCGCCCUGUGGCCGGCUUAUAAGAAAAGAGAGCCUCUUCCAGACUGCAGGUCUCCAGUCACUGAAGGGCAAACCGCAGUUUGUAGCACCAGUGCCCGCCCUGUGUCAUGUGCUCUCCCUCUUCACUGAUACAUCAUGCAUUUCCCUGCCAGUAGUAGCCAAGGUGGGGAAGGGCAAGUGACGUUACUGCAGGGUGGGUCGGUGGGUGUGAUGCAGGGAAGCCAUUUUCAGCAGACAUCCUGUGUCUGCCAUGGGAUGUAGUUUGACCCUCAGCCAGCCAAGCCUGUGAGUGACCUAGGGCUCCUGUCAUGGAAGCCUCUGGUGGUUGAGCAUAGUGCGAAGGAAUGGAGAUACACUCUGGCCAAGGCUAUCUUCCGCUCUUCCUGACAUACACUAACCCAAAGUCUGGGAACUUGUUGUCCUGAUUGCAGUUGAACAAAAUGCAUCAGGCAUCUUGUUUAGUGCACUGCAAUAUUAAUGAAACAGCUGAGAUGGGCCUCAGAGGAUUUGUCUGCAAAUGAGCGCACCAGAAAAAGAUGCCUGGGGGUGGGGGGAUGUGUUUGCAACUUUUAUCUGAAAUAUGCACCCCUGCAACCUUUGAAAAGUUGCCCAUGCUACAUGCUCCGUUCAGAUUUUUCUCUGCCUGCCAACCAGUGCCUUAUUUAAACCACUCCAUCUCUGCCCUUGGAACCCCUAAAUCAAGAUCCAAAGAACUGCAUCGCCAGUCAUGCACACCGGAUGAGUCUUCACGCUUUUGUCUCUCAUACACCUGCCUCCCCUUUCAUAGAAUCAUAGAAUAGUACAGUUGGAAGGGGCCUACAAGGCCAUGGAGUCCAGCCCCCUGCUCAAUGCAGGAAUCCAGCCUAAAGCAUCCCUGGCAGGUGGUUGUCCAGCUGCCUCUUGAAGGCCUCUAGUGUGGGAGAGCCCACAUGCGGCACUACAAACGGCUCUUGAAACUGGGAAGUGUGCCGAAAGAAGCUUGAUAUGGUAUAAGGGGCCACUAUUCAAAGGUGGGGGGGACAAUAAAGUGAAAAAUCUCUCUCACUCGAACCAUUGGGCAUCCCUAAUGCUGCUCUUUGGAUCCUCUUGCUAAUUGGUCACUCACGAGCAGAGGCAUUGCAAAAAAAAAGAAAAGAAAGUGAAGUGUGUUAGUUGACUUGAGGGGCCUCUAUAGAAGAUCUAGAGCAUCCUGCUUUCAGGCCCCCAUAGUGAAAGAUCCACCACUUCCUCCUGCUUUCCCGUCGCUAUUUUCCUUCUGCCUGAUCGUUGCUUCAACUGCCCCAAUGCCAUAAGGUGAAAGGUUGGAUACAAAUGUUUUAACUCGGUGGUUUUUGGACUUUCAGAGUCCCUUCCCAAACCAGCUUGUCUGGAGAGGAACCGCAAGGAUUUAGGAGCUUGUUGAGGGUCACACCCAGAGCCGUGGUUGCUGGCCAGGCCCGUUGUGCGCUGACCUUGCAGAAAAUGAGAGCGCCUUGGAACACACCAGCUGAGUAUUGCUGGCGAUGAUCAGUAGCGACGGGCAAGUUGUCUUUUAGGGAAACAUGUUUGCCGUGGCUGAUUUUCGCCAUGAGGAAUGCCUGAUAAACGUUCUCUGGGGAAUCGGAUCGAAAACCAUGACUUAAAAUUAACAAGUCACACUGGGCCUGUUCAGAUGACACUUCAGGCUCUGUGGUUAGCGAAACUGUGGUUCCCUGGGGUUAGUGCUAACCACGAAGAGUUUUGUUGCACACAACAUUUUAAGCCGCUAACCCUGCUGCAGUUGGUCUAACUGGUUAGUGAGUGAGCAGGGUUUAGCAAAAUUCAUUGCACAAGACACGUUAAACCCUGCUGCUUAACCAAAAGCCUUAACUAGCAGGGAGGGUUUAAGGUGUCUUCUGAACAGGCCCACUGUGGGUAAUCUCUGAGUAGUAGCGGGUGACUUUCCAAAGUGGCUUUUGGACUGGGGAACUCAACCUCUUGCCUGCCCUUAACCUCCCGUGUCCUGUGAAUGUUUCAGUCUUGACAUUUCAGUGCCUCUUGGAAGUUCCCCACUGCAGGUUUUGAGGAACUUCCUCUGGCUUUGCAGACUCUCUCACCACAUCCGACUUGCCAACAGUGAUUGGUCCACGUCUCUCCUUCCUUCUCUGUGGGACAGUGGGCUAUUUCUUCUUGUUGUCUCAAGUAUUCAUGUCUGUGAUUUUUUAAAAAAAACUCCAGUGCCUUUUUUUUUUUUUACACUAUGGGAAUCUACUUUUUUAGAGUGUGAUUUGAUACAUGGCAAUUAACCUGUAAUGUUGAAAUUAGUGUAUAGAAUUAUUUAUUUUGUGUAUUCAAUUUUUAAAUUUGUAAAUGUAUCCUGUUUAUUCAGUAAAAUGUUGAUCCUCA
Messenger RNA from Elgaria multicarinata webbii, 7744 nucleotides. It is a transcript of the gene PSKH1, whose product is annotated as protein serine kinase H1. Gene Ontology annotation, biological process: protein phosphorylation. The record is from RefSeq and is a predicted model, not a curated record. The transcript has 3 exons. Bases 163 to 1401 code for a protein of 412 amino acids. Gene Ontology annotation, molecular function: protein kinase activity; ATP binding. Lineage: Eukaryota; Metazoa; Chordata; Lepidosauria; Squamata; Anguidae.